UCGCUAUCAGAGUAGGAGCUUCAUCAGAUCAGCGGCGCACGGCGGAGAUCUGCUUAAACGACACCUAAAAUGGCGGACAAGGCAGUUACUAUCAGGACCAUGAAGUUCAUGACAAACCGUCUCCUUUCAAGGAAGCAAUUUAUCAUCGAUGUCUUGCAUCCGGGAAGGGCCAGUGUUUCUAAGGCUGAGUUGAAGGAGAAGUUGGCAAGGAUGUAUGAGGUUAAGGACACCAAUGCCAUCUUCAUGUUCAAGUUCAGGACCCAUUUUGGUGGUGGCAAAUCUACUGGAUUUGGGUUGAUCUAUGAUUCUGUUGAGAAUGCUAAGAAGUUCGAGCCUAAGUACAUGCUAAUCAGGAAUGGUCUUGACACAAAGAUUGAGAAAUCAAGGAAGCAGAUGAAGGAAAGAAAGAACAGGGCGAAGAAAAUCGGUGGUGUUAAGAAGACUAAAGCCGGGGAUGCUGCUAAGGCAGGCAAGAAGAAAUGA
This is a messenger RNA of Salvia splendens (bonfire salvia), 483 nucleotides long. RefSeq names its product 40S ribosomal protein S24-1. NCBI's taxonomy places the organism in Eukaryota, Viridiplantae, Streptophyta, Magnoliopsida, Lamiales, Lamiaceae. The transcript has a single exon. Gene Ontology annotation, molecular function: structural constituent of ribosome. Gene Ontology annotation, biological process: translation. Gene Ontology annotation, cellular component: ribosome. The record is from RefSeq and is a predicted model, not a curated record. The coding region runs from base 70 to 483 and encodes 137 amino acids.